Tympanuchus pallidicinctus (lesser prairie-chicken) is the source of this 2611-nucleotide messenger RNA. RefSeq names its product 1-phosphatidylinositol phosphodiesterase-like. Gene Ontology annotation, biological process: lipid metabolic process. The transcript has a single exon. The record is from RefSeq and is a predicted model, not a curated record. The coding region runs from base 685 to 1713 and encodes 342 amino acids. Gene Ontology annotation, molecular function: phosphoric diester hydrolase activity. Lineage: Eukaryota; Metazoa; Chordata; Aves; Galliformes; Phasianidae.
UGCGCUGCUGCCGCUCCUGGAGCUGCGGCUGCUGCUUUCCCCGCCUGCCUCAGCGCUCCGCCCUGCUGUCAUGCCAGCGGGGGUGGCAGCAGAAUGUCCACACCCUCAGCCUGUGCUGCCUCUAUGCUGGGAUCAGCUCAGUGAGAGCUCUCACAGAGUGUCACAGGAGGCCAUCCUGCUCUGUGUCCCCAGAGAAAUGUCACAGUAGGGGUACACGCCUUUCGAGCAUCAAAGCCCUCAGGGCAGCACAGUGUGAGGCAGCCUUGUCCCAGGGGUAGGCAGUGAGUCACCCCCAGGUGCUGCCUCCUGCUCACGGGGCUCACAGCUCAGCAGUGAUGGCAGCCCCAACCAGCUGUGCCUUUCCGGGUGCAGGCAGCUUCCCAGGACCUUGGGGCACCCGGUCCCGUUUAUCCUGAUUCCUGAGGAGGGAGGUGUGCAGCCUGACUGGCUGCAUUCAGGAUCAGCCCAGCAAUUUUCCAUCCUGCUGAGCUCUCCUUGGCUAGGAGUGAGCCUGGAUCCCUGCAGCACGUGCCUCAUGAGGGACAUGACGUGUAUCACAAGCAUCACCCAGAUAAUGUCCAGCAUCCCUCUCAGCCUGCCAGUCACUGCCAACACCCCAUCCAACAGGCUGCACCCCACCACCACAGUCUGGCCCGGUGCUGGGGUGCCCGUGUUCACUGCAGCAUGGAUGCACGGGGCCAGCGCAAUGCGGCGUUCGACAACACGGCCCAGCCUGCUGCCUGCUGCCCCGACUGGAUGGCAGCGCUGCCUGACGCCUUGCCGCUCUCCCGCCUCUCCAUCCCCGGCACACACGACUCCCUCAGCCUGUUUGGUGGCCGGCGCCUGCGCUGCCAGAGCUGGGGCCUGGAGGCCCAGCUGGCAGCUGGCGUGCGCUUCCUGGACGUGCGCUGCAAGCUGGAACAGGGUGAGCUGCGCGUCUACCAUCUGUGUGCCUUCCAGCGGGUCAGCCUGCGGGGCGUCCUGCGUCGCACCCUGCGCUUCCUCCGCGCCCAUCCUGGCGAGGCUGUGUUGAUGCGCAUCAAGGAGGAGCUCCCCUUCUUCCCGCGGACCCGCUUUGCUGCCCGGCUCCAGCGAUGCUUGCUGGAGGAGAGCAGAGGUCGGCUGUGGUGCCGGGAGGAGGUGCCCACGCUGGGCCAGGUGAGAGGCAAGAUCGUGGUGCUGGAGGCGCUGGAGCGGGCAGUGCUGGGCAUCCCCUACGAGCGGCUGAGCAUCAGCGAUGCGUGGAACGUACUCUCACUGGAGAGGAAAUGGGCACGAGCACAGCGGCACCUGGACGCAGCAGCCAGUGGGGACCCUGCCACUAUGCACCUCACCUUCUGCUCCGGCAAUGGGCUCUUCACUUGCCCCGAGGACGUGGCCCGCUUCGUCAAUCCUCAGUGCUAUCAGCACCUGCAGCGCUGCUCGGGGCAGCCGGUGUGCUGGGGAGUGGUCAUUUUGGACUUCCCUGGAGCAGGCCUGCUCCAGCUCAUCAUUGAGAGCAACGUUCCAGGGACAAAUGGAGGUGUGCCAGGUGCCCCCAGCACCCCACAGACACCCCAGCGGCAGCGGGGACGAACGCUGCAGGUGGCACCGCUGGGGCCGGUGUCUCCCAUGCUGAGGGCAGCCUCACAUGUCAGCCGACAGACAUCAGUGCAGAAGGAUGCCCGGAGAUCCCACACAGCGCUGAGACACCUCUAUGUGACAUCUGUGUGACAGCGGCGGGGCUGGCAGUCAGAGGUUAGUGGCCUGAGCUCCUGCUGUGCAUGGCAUCCCUCCAGGAGCCAGGUAUGGUGUUGGUGAGGUGGGGGAGAGCCCCAGCAUGGGUCUAGGCCAGCAAGAUCCGCAGUGGAGUUGGGGAUAGAAUCAAUCAUAGAACCGUUUGAGUUGGAAAGGACUCUUAAAGGCCAUCUGGUCUGCAGUGAACAGUGACACCCACAGCUCCAUCAGGAGCUCAAAGCUCCAUCCAGCCUGACCUUGGCUGUCUCCAGGGAUGGGGCACCCACCACCUCUCUGGGCAAUCUGUGCCACUGCCUCACCACCCUUAUGGAAAUAAACUUCUUCCUUAUAUCCAAUCUAAUUUCCUCUCUUAGUUGAAACCAUUUCCCCUUGUCCUGUCAAAGCAAAGCCUGCCAACGAGUCUGUCUACUUUUGGGACAGGAGAUGGAAUGGAGUGGAAAAGUCCUGUUCUUAAAUGCAUCCAGAGAAGGGCAACAGAGCUGUGAGGGGUCUGAAGCACAAGUAUUAUUAGGAAACAUUUCUUCUCGGAAAGAGUGGUUGGGCACUGACACAGGCUGCCUGGGGAGGUGGUGGGGUCACCAUCCCUGGAGGUGUUCAAGAACCAUGGCACUGAGUGAGGGACAUGUUCAGGGGGCAUGGUGGGAAUGGGUUGGGGUUGGACUAAAUGAUUUUGUGAUUCUAUAAUAAACCACAGAUGUGGAAAGCUAGAAUGUGGAGAAGGAGGAAUUAAUUUCAAAAUGACAGCAAAAUAUUGGGGACACUCUUGCCCCCAUUAUUUUAGGUGGAGUUAUUUUCUUUGCAGAGUCUCACCCCACAAGUCUGGACUUUGAGAGAGGAACCAUCCAACUCCAAGACAAGCAGCAGGACCAGAAUG